AUGGAUCGAGCAGCAUCACGGCCGUUCCCACGCCGACCUGUCCAGUGGAAUCGUCCAAUGACAAGACGGAACCCCGAGAUCUCCCGCAUUGAUUUACACACCAAAGACCAAAGACGCUUUGAAGAUGAAGGAACAAACCCUAGUCUCCUCUCCACCUUCCUCAAUAUCCCUGACUAUUCACCUCGGCUUGAGUACGAGUUGCCAGUCUUCCAAAAUGUUCUCGACGAAACGAUCUUGAGAAGAAUCUGCGAAGGCAAUUUCGAAAUGCCAAGUAACUUGGCAGCAUGGCUUCAUGAUCGAGAUCUCUCAAACAAACCAAGGAGUUAUAAUGGAUCGCUCUCACUUUUAGAUUUCGAUCGCCACCUCGAUUCACAGCCAAUCGGUAAAAAGGACAUUUCAAAUGCUGAUACCCGCAAGAUCUGUAUCAACAACCCCUGUCAAUGGACACUUGGAGUUCUAGCUGUCAGAGCCCCUGAUCACCAAGCCCCAGUCAUCAGAGACUUCAUGUUCAAGCAUCUCACAGCCAAAACAUCCAUCGGCCUUGACACUGUGGUGAGACCAUUCCCAAGAAUUCAUAAGACAUAUCUUUUCGUGUUGCUCACGGCAAUAAACAGAUUGACGGUGGCUUCACUCUGGAGUUCCACUUGGCUUACCCCGUCUGGAAAAGGGAACCCUCUCCACGAAGAGAUCAGCGUGUUACUGGGGACGGUCUACCUUUACGCAACAAUCGGCCUCAUGGAUUCUUACUUUGAAGACGAUAGCGACCCGAACAACGAGUACUUGCUACCGUUUUAUGUCGCCGACCCAUAUCCUGACCCAGAUAUGACUAGUUGCGAACUUGACGCACUUAGCAUUGCAAAUUUAACAGCUGACAAUGUGUCGGUCACGGAUCCGCGUGAAUACUUUCUUUUGGUAGUAAAGUUUCACGUCGCAAGGAUCACUCAGCAUUGGAUGAAUGUCCUUUUUAAGCUGAAAGACAUGAUUGACGAAUAUCUCUCUAGUCCGCACAUACCUUUGACUCGGAGAGAGUCCUCACUUGGCACCAUGCGAGGUGAAUCGUACGCCAUUGAAGCAAGUGAGGCAUGGCUUGGACAAACUAGUGACCUUGUUAUCCAAUGGAUUCUCCUUCUCACUAAGACAAUCAAGGCAUGGAAUAAGUUUUUCGACCAGGACGCCAGCCGUAUCGUGUGUCAAUCGAGCGAAGAUGGACUCAAUCACAUGAAUGACUCACUCUACGAGAUCAGUCGAUCUCUAGAUGAACUUAUGGCGAUCCGAGAAGAAAUGGAGGAACUUAAAGUCAAAGUCGAAAGGUUCGAAAAGAAACUCGGUCUCCAUGUUGCAGUCGGGGAUAACCGCGCAAUCGUCCUGCAAUACUGGAACGUCACAAUAUUGCAGUUCAUAUCGCCUUUCGCCGUGGCAGGGACCAUUAUGCAGGCUGGUCUUGUUUUUGGGCAUCCUGUGUUGUGUUUCACAGUCUUGGCGUCGGCUGUGGCUUUCAUCAUGUGGGCAUUGAAGCCAACCUUGACUUGGCUUGCCAGGAAGGCUCGGCUCGAGGAAGCGAACAACAUCGUCCCACAACAGAUCAUACAGGGACUGCAGCUCGAGAAUGGAGUGCAGACUACAUCCUAUUCAUUACCGACACGCCCAACAAUGGCUUACCAUAGAUUUCAGGGCGUGUCUAUUGAUAAAUCCAGUCAGGUCAUGUAG
This is a messenger RNA of Colletotrichum abscissum, 1707 nucleotides long. RefSeq lists its product as uncharacterized. The coding region runs from base 1 to 1707 and encodes 568 amino acids. The record is from RefSeq and is a predicted model, not a curated record. Lineage: Eukaryota; Fungi; Ascomycota; Sordariomycetes; Glomerellales; Glomerellaceae. The transcript is spliced from 7 exons.